UAGAAUGGACUUCUAAAAAUACUCUAAUAGUUCUUAAACUUAUUUCGAUAGACCCGACAUUUUUCUUUCGUUUAAAACUUAAUUAAAUUUAAAAUGUCUGAACAAUCUUCCAAAAGCGCCCUAGAUAUCCAACAACUAGAAGAGCCUAACAUCAUUAAGGAAAAUGACGCAUCCGAAUCACUCCUCCAGUUACGCGAAAAAGAACUACUAGAAAAAAUUUCUCAAUUUGAAAUUAAAAUGAGGAAGGAUGAUGAAAUAAUAAAACAGUUGGAAGAAAAAUUACAGAACGUCACAACAGAGAAAGAUGAAUUAAAAACGAAAAAUGAGGCGCUUCAAAAAGAAGUUACAGAUAUAAACACAACUUUAGCUCAAAAUCCAAAAAAUGGGAAAAACUUAUUACUCGAAAAAACCAAAAUUUGUAGAAAUCAAGAACUUCAAAUUGAAGCCCUUUCACAGCAGAUUGGAUCACUUAAAGAAAUCGUAGCGAUCACAAAAGAUCUUUUGGACGUGCGUAACAUCGAAGUAAAGCAAUUAGAAGAUAAAAUAGACAUCAUGGAACAAAAGUUUAAUGUUGAGAAAGAAAAACACUCUUUACUUAAUCAAAAACUAGAUACAAUGGUGAAAUUAAACUCCGACUUGAAAAAGGAAUACGAAACACAAUUGUCGCUUUUCACCCAACUAAGAGAAAGCUAUAAGCAACGUGAAAAUUUAAACGAUACAGUUCAGAAAUUGUCCGAUGAUAUUGAGAAGAAGUAAAAAAUUUUAUAUAUACAUGUCUACAUACUCGUGUUUUUUAAGAUCCAUAUAACUUCCUGUCAAACUUUUAAAAAGGUCUUGUAAAAUACAUUUACGUUUACUUUAUAUUAUUUAAUUGCUUCUUUCAAUAAAUCGAAGUUUAUAGUUUA
This is a messenger RNA of Agrilus planipennis (emerald ash borer), 905 nucleotides long. Its product is annotated as filament-like plant protein 1. Bases 94 to 756 code for a protein of 220 amino acids. The record is from RefSeq and is a predicted model, not a curated record. The transcript is spliced from 3 exons. Lineage: Eukaryota; Metazoa; Arthropoda; Insecta; Coleoptera; Buprestidae.